CUUGUCGUAUAUCAAUCCCCGCCCGUCCCGUCCGCUCUUGGGCCCUGGUGUCGACACGUUCUCCCUCACGUCACAAAAGUUGCAAACAGUGCUCACCACCACACAAUCACGUUGCUGUAGGCCGUCGCAGCUGCAGCUUCACUGCCUCAGACGCAGCUAUUCCACCCGAGCACAUCAUCAAAGGGGACCCCCUGAGCCUUCUCGCCACGCCCAGCCAUGGCCUUCGCCGAGAUUGCCGGCAUGAUCCUUCGUGCCGCGGAGCUGGCCUUUGCCGCCAUCGUCGCUGGCAUCAACGGCAGCUACCUCCACGACAUGGAUAGGCUCAACGUCGACUCGUGGUACCUGUCUCGCUUCAUCUACACAGAGGUCGUUGCCGGCAUCUCCAUCUUCUUUGCCCUCAUCUGGCUCAUCCCCUUCUCCGGUUCCUUUAUCCACUACCCCUUCGACCUCCUCGUCUCAAUCCUGUGGUUCGCUGUUUUUGGCCUUAUCGUCAAUUACCUCAACGGCACCUGCGGCUGGGUCUUCAACUGGACCGACAUCAACUGGACCGACGUCACUGUCGUCGGCAACAACCUCUGCAGCCACCGGAAGACCGUCAUUGCAUUCUCCUUCCUCUCAGCCAUCUGCUGGCUCGCCUCGUUCAUCGUUGGCAUCAUCUGGGUGCGCAACCGCACCACUCGCCGUUACGAGCGCCGCCACUGGCGUGGUUCGCGCGUCUAAGCGAGCCGGGCAAUGAGCGACAGUGCAUCGCCUAGACCGUCCCCGUAGUCUUUGGGCAAUUGGUCUGGCCGAACGCUCUCUCGUUGUCUCCGAAUGCUAGAGAUCUGAGUGCGCGUUCCCAUCAAGCCGACUGCGUCAUGCUGGCCAUCAAGCUCGGGCUGGCACCGGCUGUGAAUAACAAAGCCAGAAGAACAGGUUUCAUAUCUUUGCUGAUUUCUU
Molecule: messenger RNA, 939 nt
Organism: Microdochium trichocladiopsis
Lineage: Eukaryota; Fungi; Ascomycota; Sordariomycetes; Xylariales; Microdochiaceae
Exons: 2
Coding region: 217-720 (167 amino acids)
Cellular component (GO): membrane
Source: RefSeq, a predicted model, not a curated record